Messenger RNA from Cetraspora pellucida, 354 nucleotides. The record is from the annotation of a GenBank genome assembly. NCBI's taxonomy places the organism in Eukaryota, Fungi, Glomeromycota, Glomeromycetes, Diversisporales, Gigasporaceae.
AUGCCUAAACAAAGUAAAACUAAUAGAAUUCAUACAUACAGACAUUCAAAUAGAUUUACUAUUUCAAUUGUAGGAAAUAUAAAGAUGCCUAUUAAAUUAGAAAAUUAUAACAAAAUACUACUAUCUGUUAAUUUUUCUAAUAUUGAUUUUGCUACAAUUUCACUGAUACAUUCUAAUUAUAAAACAACAUUUGAACUUAAGCAAGUAAAAUACGACAAAGCAAAAAAGAUAUUGACAGCUGAAAGUGAAAGUAGAAGAACAGAAGUGAAUGAAAAUGUUCAGUCUGAUAUGAAUAAAAACAUUCAAUCUAAAAUAAAUAAAACAAAACUUCAGAAGUUACAGAAUACGAAAUAA